CUGUCCUACAUAUAUUCGUGUAUUCCGUUCUCUAACACACGAUUCAGUUGAUCAGCUUAAUUAACAGCCCCUGCUUAGUUGAAGUGGGGAAAUUUACUCCAUGACCAGGGUUGGGAACCUGUGGUAUAACUAUUAUAGGUUACAUGUGUAGCUAUUUUUAAUCCUGCGACGCCAGUUUUGUGAUUUCCCUGGCCUGACACCUGAUUCAACUCACCGGUUAAUUACCAGGUUAAGCGGGUGUGUUAGAGCAAACAGAGAGGGGGGGAGCUAGGGCAGAAAACUCUGCAUAGCUGAAUUCAUAAAGUCCAGCAGGACAUAUAACAACAUUAUAGGUGUUCACUGCGUAUUCUGCUUUGUGGUGUGGUGGAGGGGGUGUUGAUCAUUUUCACGCACGGACCCUGCUGUGCACUGGCCCCCAUUUGUGAUUGGUCCCUCCUUCGAGUAGAGGGGCCAGUCACUCAUUCACUAUGGUAUGCGUUGUUUACCGCGAAGGGAAGAGGAACAGAGAAUUAUGUGGACUUGACCGAAACAGAGACUCGGGUCGUUAGAUGCAGAGGGACCGUAAAGAGAGUGACAACAAGACCAAGGUGCAGUCACCAGAAGAGACGAUCUAAAAAAACCCUUAUUUUUUAAACGCAGAAAUCGAAUACUGGGAUUCAAAGGAAAAGAAACAACCCUGCGACUGGAGCUGGGAAAGCCAUGGCUGAGGGAGGAUGCGCUAAAACCGAGAAAGAGGAAGGACAGUGCAUGGAGGAAGACGCGCAGUUUUUCCACGGUAUCGGUGUCUGCAAAUGGUUCAAUGUGCGGAUGGGUUUCGGCUUCUUGUCUAUGAACAGCCGAGAGGGAGAACCACUUGAAGCUCCAGUCGACGUGUUUGUCCACCAGAGUAAGCUACACAUGGAGGGAUUUAGGAGUCUGAAGGAAGGUGAGAAUGUUGAGUUCACCUUUAAAAAGUCUUCCAAGGGCCUGGAGUCUGUGCGGGUGACAGGGCCUGGAGGAGUGCACUGUAUAGGCAGUGAAAAGAGACCCAAAGGCAAGAGUGCCCAGAAACGCCGCUCGAAGGGAGACAGGUGCUACAACUGCGGAGGUUUAGACCACCAUGCAAAAGAGUGCAAGCUGCCUCCUCAGCCAAAAAAGUGCCAUUUCUGCCAGAGUGUCUCACACAUGGUUGCCAACUGCCCAGUCAAAGCCCAGCAGUCCUCAUCAGGCUCUCAGGAAACACCUUUCUCUUUGAAGGGAGAGGAAGAAGUAAAGAAUUAUUCCCCUCCACCCACAGAGAUUACCAACUGAGGCAAGCAUGCACAGAGGAGGUUUGGAUGGAGCUUACAAGUAAAUCAUACCACUAAAUUGAUGAGAUGAAUAGGUUCCUACUAAUGCUGCUUUUGGAACUACCUCAGGUAUAUAAAAGAAGAAUGUACCGUUUUGUCUUUGGUGUAAUGCUCAGGUAUAUAAUUGCUUUAUACUCAGGAAUUUUCACAGUGCAUUAUUGUAUCUCAGUAACAGAAGUGUUUUCACUGUAUCUGACUUGUGAUUAUAGUUUUCUACAUGCUUUGAUAAUGUUAUAAAGAGUGUGACACUUUUUGACUGUCUGACAAAGAGCAGAGGCUGUGGAGGCACUACUCUGUAAAGAAUGUAUAUUUCAGGGAUAUUUAUGGUGAGGUUUAGGAUUUGGAACAGAGUUGGGGUGUGUUUACAAUCGACUGACCUCACCACCUGGGGCCAAAUGAAUGUUAUGUUGGCAUGGCUUGCCAGUGAUUAUUGUUUGGUUUAUCCCUGUUAAGUAAUAGAUUGUGAUUAUUUUGAAAGAAUGACACAACCUUAGAGAUUAAUUUCAUUAAUUAAUUUAAAAUUACAGUCUGGAUUCAAAAUAUGUGUUGACAUCACAUGCUACUUAUCUGCUACUGUCUGUGCUACCAAUGUUUGCCUUUUUCUUUUGACAGUUUAUUUUCUAAGAGUUUAUUAUUCUGAUGACGUCCGUGUCCAUUAACUAAGACGUUGCCUCCUUUCCUCAGUUGCCAGACUUCUUUAGGAAGAAGAAAAGUGCAUGCAGAUCUAGCCUUAAUAGUCUUUUUAAAUAAGAAGCUAGCAUACUUUCUUAUACAUUUAAUAUAUACCAUAUAUGUUAACCUAUAAGAGGCCCAGUUGAAAUCAUCUUAAUAUUUAUUACUAUGGCUUCUCCUCAAAUACCUUUCCCUUUGCAUCGAUUUUACAUCCACCCUCUCCUCCCAUUAUUUAUGAAAUGUUAAUGUUUUGUUGUUUAAUUUACAGACUAUGAUGAUUCUAUGCACAAUUUUGUUAGACUUGGUAGAUGAGUGUUGGGAAUUUUAUAUAUGCUGAUAUCAGUGCAAGUCUGCACUAAUCAUGGAGCUUAUAUUUGCCUUGUUAUGGUUGCUGUUGUUUUUGAUAUUUAUCAGAGCAAUAUGUGUGUGUGUGUGUGUGCAUGUGUGUUUUGUGUUAUUUUUUGUUUUUGUUUGUUUUUGUUUUGUUUUUUAUAAUUACUGAUUAAGCUAGCAAAAACCUAUGAUACCAUGAACCUUAAAAUCCCAGAGAACACAUGUUGGCUACAUUCAAUAGGAGAGUAAUUUAGUGAUGCAUGUCAGAGGACAAAUGGCAAUUCCAGUAUCACACUAGCAUUAUUAAACUGUUCACAAUCAUUUUGUUUAACCUCAUGUUGAUAUUUUUUAAGAAGUUUAUUUUGGAUAUAUGACUACCAACAAUCAUGCUAUUAUUAUAACACUUGA
Molecule: messenger RNA, 2741 nt
Organism: Ictalurus punctatus (channel catfish)
Lineage: Eukaryota; Metazoa; Chordata; Actinopteri; Siluriformes; Ictaluridae
Gene: lin28aa
Product: lin-28 homolog Aa
Exons: 4
Coding region: 700-1290 (196 amino acids)
Molecular function (GO): zinc ion binding; nucleic acid binding
Source: RefSeq, a predicted model, not a curated record